Molecule: messenger RNA, 2004 nt
Organism: Monascus purpureus
Lineage: Eukaryota; Fungi; Ascomycota; Eurotiomycetes; Eurotiales; Aspergillaceae
Source: the annotation of a GenBank genome assembly
AUGAGCAGUUCACACGAGGAACUCCAGGGUUCUUUGCGGACAAGGGAACGAGGACUUGAGUCAAGAACCCCCCCACCAGAGGACUCCAACACUCGUUUUUCCGACCCAAUCAUUGCCAUGGGUUCUCCUGUGGACUCUAGGAGCAACAACACUACUACUCGCCCCAUUCCCUCCCCGAUUCACGUGCAGACUAAUUCUCAUGAAUCAAGUCCAAACUCGCAGAGAACAGACCAUUCCUCAGACACCCUUUUUGGAAUGGAUGACGUGGGGCAGUCUCCUCUUCCAGAAGAUGAUGGAAUGGGUGUCUUACGGGGAAAGAUCCAUGCAAUCCGAGACAUGGAAGUCUCCAGUGGUGAAAAAGCACGGAUGGUUCACCAGUUGAUGACAGAAAGCUACCACUCUUUCCGGGGGAGAUCAAAUGGACAACAGCCGUUAAUAGCAGUUACAUUGAACCUACAAACCUCGACAGAUUCGGGGAGCAGGGAAUCCCAUGGAAAUCAACCGUUUCUCGAUCAGCAGCCUACGACUCCAGCAUCCGUACUUUCAAGUACUGAGCAAAUUAACCAGUUCAAUCUGACACCCGAGGAUAUAAAACCGACCUUUGCUCCAAGAGAAGAGCCGGAGUCCCCACUUGGAGAUGGAGAUGACAUGGAUACCGAGGAGCCUGAGGAGGUCUACCUAGGCUGUAAACACUACAAGAGAAAUGUUAAAUUGCAGUGUUUCACAUGCAAGAAGUGGUACACUUGCCGCUUCUGUCAUGAUGAAGUCGAAGGCCAUCAUCUCAUUCGGCAAAAGACCGAAUAUAUGUUAUGCAUGGUUUGCGGGCAUGCUCAACCUGCUGGGCAAUGGUGCAAGGAAUGCGGUGAACAGGCAGCACAAUAUUACUGCAGCCUUUGCAAACUCUGGGACAAUGAUAGCAAGAAGAGUAUAUAUCACUGCAAUGACUGCGGAAUAUGCCGUAUUGGGCAAGGGUUGGGGAAGGAUUUCUUUCAUUGCAAGACAUGUAGUGUAUGCUUACCCAUAUCCAUCGAAAACACCCAUCGAUGUAUCGAGCGUUCGACCCAAUGCGAUUGUCCUAUUUGCGGAGAUUAUAUGUUCACUUCUCCGGAAACGGUAGUCGUUAUGCGGUGUGGCCACAGUAUUCAUCACAAAUGCCUUUCUGAAUACUCAAAAGGCUCGUAUCGUUGCCCAAUCUGCAGCAAGACUAUCACCAAUAUGGAGUCUACAUUUAGGAACUUGGACCGUACUAUACAGAGUCAGCCCAUGCCAGCCGAAUUUGAGGAUACAAGGGCUUUAAUUUACUGUAACGAUUGCGGCGCAAAAUCAUUUGUGAAGUACCACUGGUUGGGUCUAAAAUGUGACCUAUGCGAGUCCUACAACACAGCUCAAAUUCGACUUCUUCGAGAUGAUGCUCUAGACUCUGUUGAACGCGAGGGGCAUAGUGGAAAUCUUCCAGCUUCUCGACCCAGGCCAUCGUCCUACGGUGUAGAUGAGGGAGCAUUGGGUUCUUUGCAAAUCAGCAUUAGUUCCGUACCGGGGACAAGCUCAUACUCCCAUCUAGGUACAUCUUCGUCGGUGGAAAGAAAUGGACGAUCUUCGUACAGUCUCACUCGUGGCCGUGCUGUGUCGCCAGUUGUCAGUAACUAUUUUGGCUUGCCGCCAACCCAGGAAUCCUCCAUAUCAAGAUCAGCAUCAGUUUUCGGAAAUCGAAGCCGUAAAAGCGAGGAGAGGCGCGAUGGCGAUGGUUUAUUUUUCUGGGGUAAGAAACUUAACUACACCUAUGGUUUCUUUGGUGAAACUGAGCCACUUGACGGACCGCCAGGGAUGGAUGGCGGAGAGGACAACGGGAAGGGAAUUGAAGAUGGGGAAGAGGGGGAAGAGCAACAACAACAAGAAGAAGAAGAGGAGGAGGAGGAGGAGGAUGGGGAGGAUGGUGACGAUAGCGACGACGAUGACGAUGACGACGAAGAAGAAGACGAGAUUGAUAUCUUCGGGCACCGAUGA